Molecule: messenger RNA, 2148 nt
Organism: Macroventuria anomochaeta
Lineage: Eukaryota; Fungi; Ascomycota; Dothideomycetes; Pleosporales; Didymellaceae
Exons: 5
Coding region: 1-2148 (715 amino acids)
Biological process (GO): mRNA processing
Cellular component (GO): nucleus
Molecular function (GO): metal ion binding; RNA binding
Source: RefSeq, a predicted model, not a curated record
AUGUUGCUGCCAGAAGAAGACUCGGACGUGUUCAAACGCUGGGUGCUACCCAAGCUCGAGACAAUUUCUGACGCCGAUGCGGAAGUGCUUGCUGACUAUGUGGUUGCGCUUGUCACUACGAAAGACACAGACGCCAACAUCAGGCGCAACUGUCUAGAGAGUCUUUCGGACUUCUUGCAGGAUAAUACUGCUCUUUUUGUGGAUGAAGUCAUUCGCACCCUCAAGAACAAGAGCUACGCUCCACGCGCGAACACGAACGUCUCGACCGAGGCGCCGGCACCCAUACCCUCGAUAGUCGGGACUUCGACCGCCGAAUACCUCCCAAAUCCCGCCCACGCCUUCAGUUCUGCCCCUCUCCAUGCGCCCAAAGGCCCAGCAGCAACUCGAGGCUCGAACGGUGCGCACCGCUUACCCGACCGCCCUACUGGAGCCUCACAGGGCGCAAAUGCACAAGAGCAGGGUCAGAGGUCGCGGAAACGCAAGCAGAACGAGCGAGACACAAGCCAGUCGCGAGAAGGUCUCGACCUGCACUCGAACCGCCAUACUGGCAAUGACAGACCCGUCAAACAGACAGCGCGCAGGACAGGGAAGAACGGUCGCGUUGGAGGCUUGAACGCACAAGCACCUGCAUUUGCACCAAUGCCGAAUAUGCCUCCGCUCAAUCCGGCGUUUGGGGACAUCCCGCCAUUCGAUCCUGGGAAUCCCAUGGCUUUCCUAGCUAUGGCCGCAGCGUUUGGAAUCAAUUUACCGGGCAUGCCUCCUAUGCCUGCUUUGAAUGCACAAGGAGCGGGCACGAGCAACAUCAGAUGCGCGGACUACGAUACAAAGGGGUUCUGUGCAGCUGGGAGUGUCUGUCCUUACCAACACGGACUCGCGUACGACCCAGAUCAGCCCGGGCAGGGCCUGAACGGAGGAUACAGCGAACCCAGAUAUGCGCAGGGAGAUCGAAGCUGCAGCGGACGUCGUUCCGGCGGCCGCACUCGUGCUCUUUUUUCGCUACCUGGACCUACAUAUGACCGCACGAACACUACUAUUGUGGUCGAGCAGAUUCCGGAGGAUAACUACAGCGAAGAAGCUGUGCGAGACUUCUUUGGGAAGUUUGGCACCAUACUCGAUGUACGGAUGCAAGCCUACAAGCGCCUGGCUGUUGUCAAGUACGAAACACACGAAGCCGCGAACGCCGCCUACAACAGUCCGAAAGUCAUCUUCGACAACCGCUUCGUCAAAGUGUACUGGCACAGAUCCGACACCGACCUCGGUCCUCCCCAGAACAAUCACAAUGGGUUUGACGCAGAUGGCGAGGAAGCUGGCUACGGAGACACUGAAAUGUUGGACCCGGAGGGGAUCGAACGCCGCCAAGCUGAAGCUCAACGGGCCUUCGAAGAGCGCCGGAAGAAGGCAGAAGAGGCAGCAGCCAAAGCAGAAGAGAUCGACCGCAAGCUGCAAGAAACCAACGCCGAAAUCCUCCGUGUACGUCGCGAACUCGCCAGAGCAUCUGGAGACGCGAACGGGGACAUGGAAGAAGACUUCUCCCAAGACCUGGCGACCCUGCAGGCAGAAGCUGAGAACCUGUUUGCGCAGCAGGAUGCCGCGGUUGAGUCCUGGCGUGGCAGUAGUCGUGGUGGGUACAGAGGCGCGUAUCGAGGUCGUGGAGUCGCACCGAGAGCUAGAGGUUUUAGAGGUGGAUACCGUGGGCGUGGUGCGCCGUUCAGCAGCGCCAGAACCGGCGUGAAGAGACUCGACAACCGACCAAGAAGGAUUGCUGUCAAGGACGUUGAGCCUGGGAGCAGGAAGGAUGAGGCGCUGAGACAGCAUCUAUUCAACGUUCCUGAUGUUGUCGGCACCGAACAACAUCCGCAGCAGUCGGAUACCCUGAUCAUCACGUUUGGCGAACGGUAUCAAGCUGAAUCGUUCAUCGACACCGCAUACCAGAUCCCGGACGUUGGCAAGCUGGAGAUGGAAUGGGUGCCUAAUGACGCCUUUGGUGGCGUGAAAAGCGCGGACGCACAGGCUGAAGGCCAUGAUAGCGAUGACGAGUCUUCAGCAACUAUCGAGGGGGAGGAGAAGGCUGCUGCUGCCGAAGAGACCAUGGGAUCUACGGCGGAUGCGGAUAUGGACGUUGCUGAAGAUGAGGAUCAGUGGCUGUGA